GCGGUAACAGUAGUCAGUAUUCUCAGAGUAAUGCAGUAACAGUACUCAGUAUUCUCAGAGUAAUGUAGUCACAGUACUUCCUGGUUGUAUCAGUGUUCGUCAGGUAUAACCUGGGCCCAGGUGUGGCCAUGGAGCUGCAGGAGGAUGCGAGCGUGGCAGAGUUGAAGGAGGUGGUGGGGAGUCAGCAGGGAGUCCGACCUGACAACCUCAGGGUUCUGUUCGCUGGGAGGGAACUGAAGAACACCUCUACCCUGCAGGGCUGUGACCUCCCGGAGCAGAGUACAGUCCAUGUCGUCCUCCCUCUGUCAGGUUCCUCCUCCUCACAGCUCCUCCUCCUGCCGGAGCGCCUGGCUCAGGUUGAGGAGGAGGAGCAGAGCAGUUUGACCAGGGUGGACCUCAGCUCCUCGCGCCUCCCCUCCACCUCCUCUGGCCUGGCUGUGAUCCUGGAGGGGAGCGAUGGAGGAGGAGCCCAAGUAGCAGCAGGAGGAGGUGACAGGGGAGAAGAGGAGAUGAGAGAGGAGACAAGAGAGGAGGCACAGACUGCAAGCCUGGAAGGUCAGUGUCACUACUCCUGCU
Messenger RNA from Epinephelus moara (kelp grouper), 576 nucleotides. RefSeq names its product E3 ubiquitin-protein ligase parkin-like. The record is from RefSeq and is a predicted model, not a curated record. Gene Ontology annotation, biological process: ubiquitin-dependent protein catabolic process. Gene Ontology annotation, cellular component: cytosol. NCBI's taxonomy places the organism in Eukaryota, Metazoa, Chordata, Actinopteri, Perciformes, Serranidae. The annotation marks the transcript as partial. The transcript is spliced from 2 exons. Gene Ontology annotation, molecular function: polyubiquitin modification-dependent protein binding.